AUGCCAGAGAGCUGGCGUCGGCGGCCAGGCUCCAGCCGUGGCCCUGCCACUGCUCGGCGGGCCCGGGAGGCGCGGAUUUGGAGGCCUCCAGAGGGCCUCAGUUGGCCGCGCCUCAGCGAGUCCCUGGCGACCAUGGCUCCGCAAGUGAGCUCGAUAGUGGUGACCUCAAUGGUGCUGCUCAACGUCGCCGCCAUCGACAGACCUUGGGACUGGAGCGGCAACACGGUGCAGGUCAGCAUUUCCACGAACCAGCGCACCAACGCGGACGGAACGACUUUGUGCGACCUGCACAGCGUGCCGCGGACGCGGCUGUGGCACGGCUGCCAGGGGCCAAAGCAGCCCCCGGCUCCGGCGCAGGUCCGGUCGCACGUGCUGGCUGCAGCUUGCGGCUUCUUCCGGGAGUGCCCCGGGUUCCAGGAGGACCUGGACAUCUCUCUGGCGGAGCUUUGCUCCUUGGUGCCUCGCUCGGCGCGCCUCAGCCGCGGAGCCCGCAAGAUGCUGCUCCCGGUGCUGGCGUGGCUGGGGGAGAGCCAGCACUUGCCGCUGGGGGUGGCAGGGGUGUUCUCGGACCAGGAUCUGAGACCCAUGACCUUGAAAGCGCUGGCCUCCGCCUCCCGCGCCCGCGCGGACGCCUGCGCGGCGCUGCGCUUGCUGGCGCUCAGUCGCUUUCUGCUCUGCGAGCGCCUGCAGCAGGUGGUGGAGAGGUGGCUCUGGCGGAGCGGCUCGCGGGCGCGCCAGGCCAUGGCUUGGCAGCUCCUGGAGGGCGAGCGCAAGGAGGGCUUCGGUCUGGAGGACUUCUGCCUGGGUUUGAAGGCGCGGCAGGGGCUGGCCAAUGGCCUCAGCCAGCUGCCGCGGGAGAAGCUCCGGAUGAUUUGCCAGGCGCAGGAGCUGUUGAAAGACAGCCACCACGCGGUGCGGGAGCACGUGCUGCAGGCCAUGGGCGCAGCAGGGUCAGCGGCUUCUUCCUGCGCCAAAUCCAUCGCUGCGUGCCUGCAUGACGAGUGCGCCAACGUGCGCCGGCAAGCCGCCAAGUCCUUCUGCCAGUUGGCCGCUGAGUGCUCCGACUUCAACCGUGCCAACGUGGCCGCGGCUGUGGCUCCGUUGCUGUCCCACGAGCCGGGCGUCGCGGACUUCGCCGCCGAGGGCCUGGCGCUGCUGGGCGCUGCCAGCGCGCCGCUGGCGCUGGCGCGCCUCGUGACGGGCGCCCAGGCGGAGCGCCAAGCGGCGGUGCGCGUGCUGCGUCACCUGGGGGGCGAGGGCCUGAGGAGCACCGCGCCGUUGCUGCAGCACCGAAGCCCGGAGGUGCGGCGUGCGGCGCUGCGGGUCUUUCAGGGCUCCACUACUCCAGUUCUGGCGGAAGUUCCUGAGGCGGCCGACGCCAUCGGCGCCCUGCUGUCGGACGCCUGCGGCCGCGUCCGCGGCGUGGCGGCGCUGGCGCUGUGUCGCCUGGGCGCCGCGGCGGCGAAGCUCUGGGCGCCGCAGCUCCUCGCGGCCCUCGGAGAGGCCGAUCCUCCAGAGUUGCGGGACGUGCUGGCGGCCCUGGGGUCACUGCGGCAGGACGCCAGUUGGGCAGCGGAGGCGGUGGCGGAGUGUUUCGCCUCGGAGCAUUGGUCGGUGCGCCGCUCCGCCGCGGAGGUCUACGGGGAGAUCGCGCAAGGCCUGGAUGACUCGACGGCUGCCACCCAUGCCGCGCUGCUGGCCCGGAUGCUGCAGGACUCGGUGACUGAUGUUGCUGAGUCUGCAGCGCGCGCCCUGGGCGCCCUGGGCGUGCAGGGCGCACGCUUCGGCCAGCAGCUGGGGGAGAAGUUGGAGGACGAGGAUGCCGCCACCGCGGAAGCGGCCCUAGAAGCCUUGCUGCGGCUGCUGCGCGAGCCUCUUGCCGAAGUGGCAGAAGCGGCCGCUGCGGGCGUGGGUGCCUACUUUGCGCAGGGAGGGCAGGCGCCGGUGGCCUUUCGCGAGCGGCUGGCGGAGGCCCUGGCGCUGGCCGGGAAGGAGAGGCAUGUGCGUGAGGAGGCGGUGCGUGCCUUGGGCUUCCUCGGCAGCGCGGAGCCUGCGGCGCGCAGUGGCCGGAGGGCGCGGCUGCAAUGCGGCAUCUUAUCUGAAGUGCUCCCAGCUCUGGAGGACGCCCACCUCUCAGUGAGGCGUUGUGCCGUGGAGGCGCUCGGCCGCUUGAAGCUCCCGCGCCAGGCAGCAUCGCAAAGGGACUCGGCGCUCGAGAUGCUGUUGACGUGCCCCUCGGGCCAGCUGCGGCGCUUUGCCAUGAAGUCCCUUGAGUCCUGCCAGACGACCUGCGACCCGGAGGAUCGGUGCCACACUGCGAAGAAGCGGCGCCGGUGA
Messenger RNA from Effrenium voratum, 2337 nucleotides. The record is from the annotation of a GenBank genome assembly. NCBI's taxonomy places the organism in Eukaryota, Dinophyceae, Suessiales, Symbiodiniaceae.